AGAACACUGACGAAAUUAUGGGCCAACGUAAGCAAUUGAAAUCGAAAAGAUGCAAGGACCAUCCUGAUACAGCAUCAAUACCUUGCACAAGCCCAGGAAGCACUGAAACGUUGGUAAAAGGGGAACUUACAUCAAAUGAAAGUGGAACUGGUGAGUUGGGACAUAGCUCACCAUUAUGCGAAAACCAACGAAACGAAAAGUGUCACUUGAGAGGUAAACACCAAAUGAUUGCAUCUGAACAAGUAAAGGGAAAUGUUGCAAAAAACAUGGAAACCGACGAACUACAAACGGCUGAAUCGAACCUACUUCAAAGUUCUGGCACAAAAGCGGAACUGGACCUACCUCAAUGUUCUGCCACACAAGAGACUAUAUUACUAGCACAAUCAUCUGGGCAAGAUCAACCAAAAGAACAUUUGGGAACUGGCAACAAAGAACUCGGAGAGAAGGUUGAACAACAAGAAAAAGAAAAGGGUACUUCGGAAGAUGAUAAUUUAACAGUUCCAAGGUUUGAAGGUGGAGAAGCUGAAACGAAAAUUGAAAUAGUAGAUUUCGGUCAGGUGGAAUUGGGUGUACCGACCCUUUGGAAAUCAGAUCGAUUACAAACGAAGAACGAGGAAACAGCUGAAAAGCUCGACGAUUCGCUACAAUUGGCUGUAUUUGAUGGAAAUAAACCUGGGGGUGCCUUUGGACCAAACCCUAUCACAGAAGAAAAUGAAAAACUGAAACAAGAAAACGAAAAGCUGAAACAAGAAAUCGAAAUGCUAAAACAAGAAAAGGGUAGAACAAACGAAGUUAAAGUUAAAUCAGGUUUGCAACCCGUUGCAAUACCUUUAAUAAAGCGAAAUGGUUGUAUGCUACAAGAGGAUCAACAGAAGUUUAUUAGAAAAAUGCAGUUUCUUACUGAACAAUUAAAUCCAAGGGAUCUAAUUACCACGAUGUUUUCAAAGCUUCUUAUCAACGAAGAUGAAGCUGAAAAACUUAGGAUAAUACUUGAGAAUGAGGGCAGGAAAAUGUGUGCCGAGAAAAUGCUAUUGAUGUUAUUGAGAUGUGGCAAAUAUGCCUAUAGAAUUUUCCUGAAGUGUUUAGAACUAACAGGAUAUACGAAUGUUAUAAAGGAACUAGAACCAAACUGUGAAAUAUUUGAGGGUAAAUGUAAAUAUCCUGGACACCAGUAUGAUGAAUUGAUUGACAACAGACAUCCAAAGCGCGAAGAGUUUAUCAAAAAGAUAGAAGAAGAAUUACAAGAAAUAUACCCUUCAGCGGAUAUUUUGGGCAUUACAAACUUGACUGGGGGUUGUGUUCUGGUCACGUUCCAUCUGAUAUCACUAGGUUCAAGGACUGAAAGCGAACUUCGUGAAGUUUUAGAAUCAAAGGUGAAUUCUGGAUAUAUUGGUGAUAACAAAGUAUCGACAGAGGGAUUUUCAUUUAAGAAAAUCGAAGGAGACAAAGGUGAGGAAAUGAGCUCUGUCGGAAGUGUGGUUCAAGAUACGCAACUCAUAACCGAGCAAAACUUUAACCAACUACAAGGAAAGAUUGCUGAAUUGCAGGGGUUUAAUUUGAGAUUGCUACAACAUAUUGCUGAAUUAGAAACAGAACUUGAAGAAGCUGAGGUAAAAUCUAACAAAAGAAUGAUCGACCUUGAAAAUGAAAACCAAACCUUGAAAGAACAGAUUUGCGUGUUACAAGAACAACUACUUGGUCAACAGAGAAAAUCCGACGAAAAAGUGCCCGGAGCCACUGACAGUAGCCAUGACACGAAAACCACCCGUGGCAAAAGAAGGAGGAAACGAAAAGCUGAGGAAAAAUCUAACAAAAGAAUGAUCGACCUUGAAAAUGAAAACCAAACCUUGAAAGAACAGAUUUGCGUGUUACAAGAACAACUACUUGGUCAACAGAGAAAAUCCGACGAAAAAGUGCCCGCUGAGGAAAAAUCUAACAAAAGAAUGAUCGACCUUGAAAAUGAAAACCAAACCUUGAAAGAACAGAUUUGCGUGUUACAAGAACAACUACUUGGUCAACAGAGAAAAUCCGACGAAAAAGUGCCCGCUGAGGAAAAAUCUAACAAAAGAAUGAUCGACCUUGAAAAUGAAAACCAAACCUUGAAAGAACAGAUUUGCGUGUUACAAGAACAACUACUUGGUCAACAGAGAAAAUCCGACGAAAAAGUGCCCGUUGAUGUUAACAGUAUAGAAGUACCAGGUAUAUGCCGGCAUCGUUCACCCCCCAGGUCAGCCCCAUUUCCAGCUGGUGGAAUAUCACCUUAUAGCCCGAAUUAUCCAGCUUCCAGGUUAAAACCAUUUUCAGGGUCAACUGAGGAUCAAACAAACAUUACACAGGUGUCAGGUUUCGAUAUUGCAGCCGGAAGUCCAUCUUCUUUGGUCUACACGUCGCGCAGAAAAUUCAUUUCCGAGCCCGACAAUCCACCACCAUCACCGGAGUCGCCCGAUAGUGCGCCAAAGAAAACUAUAAUGUAAUUUUGUUUGCUACAACCGUACUGUGACAGCACUAAAUGCAGCCAGAUACCACAUCUAUUUUGUUUGUAUUACUAAGGCAACUUUGACUGAUUGUAUUGUUUAGAAUGGUGAGCUAAAUGUAUAUAUUUAAGAGACUGGGCACGCAAGUAUAUGUGUAUGUUUAAUGUAUAAUUAAUUACUGUU
Molecule: messenger RNA, 2657 nt
Organism: Patella vulgata (common limpet)
Lineage: Eukaryota; Metazoa; Mollusca; Gastropoda; Patellidae
Exons: 14
Coding region: 18-2474 (818 amino acids)
Biological process (GO): regulation of apoptotic process
Source: RefSeq, a predicted model, not a curated record